Dovyalis caffra is the source of this 744-nucleotide messenger RNA. NCBI's taxonomy places the organism in Eukaryota, Viridiplantae, Streptophyta, Magnoliopsida, Malpighiales, Salicaceae. The record is from the annotation of a GenBank genome assembly.
AUGUUUCCUCACCAUUUCCCAAUUCUCUCUUCCUCCUCCUCUUCUUCUUCUUCAACAUCCAUCUCCACCUCCACCGCUGAGGAUUCCAAUGAUGCAGUGGCGGCGGCUAAGCCAAAACAACAGCACCCUUGGCUCAUCGUUGGCCUCGGCAAUCCUGGCAAAAAAUACAACUCCACACGCCAUAACGUGGGUUUUCAGAUGGUGGAUGCUUUAGCUGAUGCUGAAGGGAUAUCUAUAUCUGGCGUUUCUUUUAAAGCCCUCUUUGGUAAAGGAUUUAUUGGAAAUGUUCCAGUGAUGAUUGCCAAGCCCCAGACUUUUAUGAAUGCAAGUGGUGAAUCUGUUGGGGCCAUCGUUUCAUAUUACAAGAUUCCUUUGAAGCAAGUACUUUUGAUUUAUGAUGACUUAGAUCUUCCUUUUGCGAAAUUGAGGCUUUUGCCAAAAGGUGGACAUGGAGGGCAUAAUGGGUAUCUUCUUCUUCUUGUUGUGUGCGCUUAUAUGAGGAGUGUUAUUAAUCACUUCAAAGGGAGCCGUGAUUUUCCUCGUUUAAGAAUUGGAAUUGGACGGCCUCCUGGGAAAAUGGAUACUGCUAACUUUGUUCUCCGGCCCUUUACUAAACAAGAACGUGAAGAGUUGGAUUUUACUUUUCAACAAGGCAUAGAAGCUGUCCGGAUUCUUUUAAUCGAGGGAUUUAACAAAAGUGCUACUUUUAUGAACAGUGCUAAAUCUAUGGAGCAACUUGGUUAA